Spirodela intermedia is the source of this 4262-nucleotide messenger RNA. The record is from the annotation of a GenBank genome assembly. Lineage: Eukaryota; Viridiplantae; Streptophyta; Magnoliopsida; Alismatales; Araceae.
AUGGGUUCUUUCCCUCGGAAGGUCCCUCUUUCGCUUCUAUGGCUCCUUGUCUGUGCACUGCUGCAGACCCCCACCUCCGCCAUCAGGAAGGCAAGUAGCACUGAUCUGGCCUUCCUGGUUUUUCUUUUUAUUUUUUUUCCUCGAGCCUCCUCAUCAAUCCCUAUACUGAUGGGUUUUCUGUUCUCCAAUCCAGUCGUAUAUUGUGUAUAUGGGAGGCCAUCUUCACAGCCGGAAAGAGGUGUCCUCGGUACAGACGGAUGUGCUCACAGCAUCCCACCACGAGUUCCUGGAAACCUUCGUGGGCAGGUAACUGAACGUUCAUCCUGCAAUAUUAGGCAUAUGUUCUCCAUCCUAGGAUCAGCUCAUUUUUAGUCAACCUUACCCAUUUCUUGGGCAUCGAUUGAUGUUGCAGCAAGAAGAAGGCGCGAGACGCCAUCUUCUACUCCUACACGAGGCAUAUCAAUGGGUUCGCUGCACAUCUCGAGGAGGAGGAGGCGAUAGAGAUAUCUAGUUGGACUCUUCGACCGGCCUCAUCCGUCUCUUUUCUAUGGCAGCUCUAAACCGCGGCCAGCUUAUUAUCCUUCUCUUUUGAUAUUCGUAGAGUCACCGGGAGUCAUGGCCGUGUUCCCCAACGAGAAGCAUAAGCUGCACACGACGCGCUCAUGGGAAUUCUUAGGACUAGAAAGCGAAGGGACUGUCCCUGAGGACUCCAUAUGGAGGAAGGCGAGGCUCGGGGAGGACACAAUCAUUGGGAGUAUUGAUGGCGGUGAUACACCCCAACCUCUAAUCUCGUCGCUUUGUUUUCCCCGCCUUGUUACUCUCUCUCUCUCGCUAUCUAUCUAUCUAUCUAUCUAUUUGUCUAUCUAUAUAUCCAUCUCUCUCUUUAUCUUCCUAUCUGUCUUUCUAUCUAUCUACCUAUCUAUCUACCUAUCUACUUAUCUAUCGAUCUAUCUAUGUAUGCAUCUCUCUCUCGCUCUAUCUAUCUAUCUAUCUAUCUAUCUGUCUAUCUUACUCAUUAUCUGAGAGGAGACUAGUGGCUCCAUUAAAACAGCGCAAAACUUCUCUUCUACUGGGCUCCUCACCUGAUUCUGCGCAGGGGUAUGGCCGGAGUCGGCAAGCUUCGACGACGAGGGCUUGGGGCCCAUCCCGUCGAGGUGGAAGGGGGCUUGCGAGAGUAGUCCCAGCAAUUCUAUUCGUUGCAAUAGGUAUGUUCGACUCUUCAAAGUGUUGACCUCGAAAGGUCUUCUCUCCGGUUACAACUUGAUCUUUGCCACUACACGCAAGCAGCAGCAUCGUCAUUAACAUCGCCAUCACCGGCAACUCAAAACCUAAAGAUAGAACGUUAGAGAGAACUCCCAAUAAAUGACCAGUUACCGUCACCGGCUUGGCCACCGUUUUGCCUCCAUCCAUACAUCGCCACGCGGUUGCUCUUCCCACCCUGUGCGCCAGUGCUACCAUGGUCACAGCCACGCAUGAUUUCCUGUAAACAUGAUUUCGAUUUAACAUAAGGACGAUUCGGAUUACCUAGAGAAGGUUGAGGUUUUGAUGUGAUGUUUUAGUAUUUCCGUCAAUGAGAUAAACAAAUGCCGUGAUUUCCAUGAUCUAGGAAGCUGAUUGGAGCUAGGGUCUUCUACAAGGGUUAUAUAGCCGCGGGGAGAACGUUAACUGCCAGCCAGAUCACCUCCCGCGACUCUGCCGGCCACGGCACCCACACCCUUGCCACCGCCGCUGGCCGGUUCGUGCCUGACGCCAGUCUCUUCGGCUUCGGGAACGGUACGGCCAAGGGUGGGGCGCCCAGCGCCCGGGUGGCGGCCUACAAGGUGUGCUGGGGCCCCACAGAGAGUGGAGACUGCUUCGGUGCCGACGUCCUGGCCGCCUUUGACCAAGCUAUCGAAGACGGUGUAGACGUGCUCUCGGUAUCUCUUGGCCAUACAGCCGGUGACUACAUUAGGGAUGGGCUGGCCAUCGGGUCGUUCCACGCCGUGAAAAACGGGAUCACCGUGGUGUGCUCCGGCGGCAACUCGGGUCCCAGUUGGGAAACGGUGGAGAACGUCGCGCCGUGGAUCCUCACGGUAGGAGCCAGCACAAUGGACCGGCAGUUCAUCUCCUACGCCAUCCUCGGAAGCGGGGUACAACUCGAGGUUGGGUCACCCCUGAGAAUUGUUCCUCAGUUCUUCGUUCCUCGGUCGUCUUCUCGAACUUGACUCCGUCGUCUUCUCCAUUCGUGCGUGCUUCCUCCAGGGGCAGAGCCUUUCCGCCUCCAGUCUCCCGGCGAACCAAUCCUAUCCGCUGAUCAGUGGCGCCGGCGCUCGAGCUGCGAAUUCUACCGUCGGCGAGGCGUAAGGACGACCAUCCCAUUUCCUGUAUCUCUGAUCUUGUACUCUUCCGACUGAACGGUAUUUGGGUCUCUCUCAGGUGGAUCUGCUCCUUGGGCUCGCUGGAUCCAGAGAAAGUGAAAGGGAAGAUCGUGGUCUGCCAAUUGGGAAACGUCUCGAACGUGGAGAAAGGCCAGACAGUGCUCCUCGCCGGCGGUGUCGGGGUGAUCGUCACAAGCUCUGUCACCCUAUGGAACCAUGUCCCCGCCGAUCCUCACGUCCUCCCCGCCGUAGCGUUAUCAUAUGACAACAGCCUCAUCCUCUACAACUACAUCAACUCUUUCACGUAAGUAAUUCAGUAAAUCUUCCUUCCAACCCAUAGCCAUAAUGAAGCGCAAGCGAGAGUCACUGACCUUACUAGUACACCACGGUCCAAACCAUCCCCAAACCUAAUCUGUCUAAUCUGUCUUAACUUUUUCGAUCGCUCGACGUGGCGUACAAUUGAGAACUCGCAAGCCACACCAAAAACCCAACGAUCCAACUUUAGAGGACUCGAAGUACUGAUCUACACCAACAAUGAACUAGGUCAGCUAGAAUCAACACUAGAAGUCCGGAAUCAAGUUGGAAAAUCUUUGUUAAACAUGAGAAAACUCCCCUUUUCCUUCAUUUCAUCAAUAUUCUAUGUUAUUUCAGUAUUAAUAAUAUUCUUUCUAUUUUUUAACGCUCAAGGUCCUUUUAGUUUGCAGUCGAUUUGCAAAGCCCUAGUUUCAAACUGCAGCUAGAUUUGUUUCGCCAAUUAAAUUGAAGCCUUAACAUUUACCCUACGGAGUUUGACUAGAUUGUUUCUUCAAAAGAUAGGAUCGAUCCGUUGACUUUGUUUCAGGAACCCUGUCGCCGGCAUCAUUGCACCUACUACGGUGGUGGGCACCAAGCCGGCGCCUUUCAUGGCCUACUUCUCAUCUCGAGGACCCAACUCUGUCGACCCAGAGAUCCUUAAGGUUCUUUCUCACUCUCUCUCUCCUCCCUCCUACCAGGACCUUCCGCAGAACUGAUGAAAUGGCCAUUGCUAAGCGAAUUUCCCGGCUCUGAUCGGUAUUGAAUGGCCUACAGCCGGAUAUCACUGCUCCAGGGGUGAGCGUUCUCGCUGCAUAUACGGAGGCAGUCGGACCAUCUGAUGACUCCUUCGACAACCGCCGGGUUCGAUUCAAUAUUAUGUCGGGAACGUCGAUGUCGUGUCCUCACAUCUCCGGAGUUGCUGGCCUCCUCAAAACACUGCACCCCGACUGGAGCCCGGCGGCGAUCAAGUCCGCCAUCAUGAAUACGGGUGAGUUUCGAGUCGGCGCUGAAAGAAAGGCUACCCAAUUUUUCAACGACUAAUACUGAUCCAUUGCUGUCUACUGGUAUGCAGCAACGACCAAAGAUAACCUGGGGCAGCCCAUACUCGACUCGUUCUUCUUGACGGCCACCCCGUUCAGCUAUGGAAGUGGGCACGUCCGCCCGAACCUCGCCAUGGAUCCCGGCCUUGUCUACGACCUCACAGUCGAGGACUACCUCCACUUUCUCUGCGCCCACGGGUACACCUCCGGACAGGUUGCCACCUUAUACGGGGCACCCUUCGCGUGUCCGCUGAUUGCUCCCCGGGUUCUCGACCUCAACUACCCCUCCAUCAGCGUACCACGGCUUUCCGCUCCCACGAUCGUCACUAGGAAGGUGAAGAACGUCGGCUCGCCGGGCACGUACACGGCACAGGUGACUGCGCCACCCGGCACCUUGGUAAAGGUGACCCCGGCAACCCUUGUCUUCAGCAAGUACGGCCAGGAGGAGGCCUUCAAGGUCACAGUAGAAGCGGUGGCCGGCGCUCAGGCCAGCAUAUAUGUCUAUGGGUUUCUAACAUGGUCAGACGGCGUUCACAACGUCAGUAGCCCCAUUGUCGUCGGCAUCGUAUGA